AUGUCCGAGAACGCAGACCUGGAAAUCAAAGCCGGCUGGGUCCUUCCCGUUCACCCGGACCCAACUGUCUCCCUCGAAAACCAUUCUAUCCUCAUCAAGGAUGAAAAAAUCCUCGACAUUCUCCCUACCGCGGCCGCCGCUGACAAGUAUUCCCCCGCCACUGUUAUCGACCGUACGUCCAGCAUUGUCAUGCCCGGCUUAAUCAACGCCCAUACCCACACCGGCAUGACCCUCAUGCGCGGCCGCGCAGACGACCUCCCGCUUCUCAAGUGGCUGCAUGACGUCGUCUGGCCCAUAGAGGGCGCCUUCGCCUCGAAAGAAGAGUUCUGCGAGGAUGGCGCCAUGCUCGCCGCAGCGGAAAUGAUCCGUGGCGGCAUCACCUGCUUCUCCGACAUGUACUGGUACCCCGCCGCCGCAGCUCGAGUCACCGUGCGCACGGGCAUGAGAGCCGUCAUCGGCAUGGUCUUGAUCGAGUAUCCCUCUGCGUAUGCAAAGGGCGUUGAUGAAUACAUUGCAAAGGGGCACGACAUUAUGCAGCAGUUCCAGGGCGAGGACAGGAUCACGUUUUCGUAUGCUCCGCAUGCGCCGUACACUGUCGCUACAGAGACGUGGAAGAAGCUUGGGGAACUGUCGCAGAAGAACGGGGUGUUUAUUCAUACCCACUUGCAUGAGACGAGAGAAGAAUGCAGCGCGAGUUGCGUGCUCGACCGCAGUCAUCCGGCAUGCCACUUGAGCGAGAAUGAGUGCCAUCCCGUGGAGGAUUUUAGACGCAUGGGGUUGUUGUCGUCCAAGUUGGUGGCCGCGCAUAUGGUGCACAUGACGGACGAGGAGAUUCAACUUUGUGCGGAGAAAGGGGUGAAUAUCGCACAUUGCCCGUCGUCUAACUCGAAGCUCGCGUCGGGGUUUUGUCCGGUGCACAAAUUUUUGAAAGCGGGGAUUAACGUGGCCUUGGGGACCGACUCGGCGUGCAGCAAUAAUUCCCUAAGUUUGCUUGAGGAAAUGAAGCUGACAGCGCUCAACACCAAGAACUUGGCUGGGGAUGCGACUGCGCUGCCAGCAUACACGGCGAUUCAGAUGGCGACAUUCAAUGGGGCGAAAGCUUUUGGUCUAGAGGAUGUCACCGGGAGUCUCGAAGUUGGAAAGGCGGCGGACAUCAUCAGCAUUGAUGUCCACACGCAUGCGGGAAAUUCACCAAUGUUCGAUGCGCACUCUGCGGUUGUUUACGCCGCUGCUCGCGAAGAUGUCAACGACGUGAUGGUGAACGGCAAGUUUCUACUCAAGGAAGGAACGCAUUGUACUGUAGAUAUCGGGGAUACGCUGAAACGGAUGAGUCACUGGCGCUCUAAGAUAAUGGAAGAAUUUCCCCAAAAGUAA
Molecule: messenger RNA, 1374 nt
Organism: Chondrus crispus (carragheen)
Lineage: Eukaryota; Rhodophyta; Florideophyceae; Gigartinales; Gigartinaceae
Product: TRZ/ATZ family protein
Exons: 1
Coding region: 1-1374 (457 amino acids)
Molecular function (GO): hydrolase activity, acting on carbon-nitrogen (but not peptide) bonds
Source: RefSeq, a predicted model, not a curated record